AUGGCAUUCAGAAUUCCGUUUCCUCAGGACUUCUGGCAAGAAUACCUUUCCGGCCGGGAAAACACCAUACCCAACCUGCCUGUCGUGACGGACAUCACCAAGCGAGUCAUCCGGAUCCUGGGUGGAAAUGCUGGUCCAAUGCGACUGCAGGGGACGAACACGUAUCUUGUUGGAACAGGCAGAUCUCGUAUCCUCGUGGACACCGGUCAGGGCAUGCCCUCAUGGAUCCGAGAUAUCACCAAAGUCCUCGAGGAGCGCGAUAUCGACGUCUCCCAUGUCCUCCUCACCCACUGGCAUGGCGAUCAUACAGGCGGCGUCCCCGAUCUCAUAGCCUACAAUCCAGCAUUCUCCACCCGCAUAUACAAGAACCGACCCGACACCGGACAGAAGGAUAUUCUCGACGGCCAGGUCUUCCGCGUUGAGGGCGCCACUCUCCGCGCCGUGCACACACCAGGCCACGCCGCCGACCACAUGUGCUUUCUAUUCGAGGAAGAAAACGCCCUCUUCACGGGCGACAACGUGCUCGGGCAUGGCUACUCGGUCGUGGAAGACCUGGGACAAUACAUGGAGAGCAUGGAGCAGAUGGCCAAUUUGAAGCUCCCGCUCGGCUACCCAGCGCACGGGGCAGUGAUCGAUGAUCUUCCUGCUACAAUGCGUGAGUACAUCAAGCACAGGGAGUUCCGGGUGCAGCAGGUUUUCGCGAUACUCGAGGAGAGCAGAGCCGCAGGGCAGGGACGGGGACGGGGCGGCUUGACGCUACACGAGAUCAUCUUCGCGAUGUACGGGGAGACGUCGGACGAGGUUGAGAAGGCUCUUGCGCCGUUCUUGAGUCAGGUCUUGUGGAAGCUUGCUGAGGAUCGGAAGGUGGGAUUUGAGCCGGGGAGUGCUGCGAAACGGCGGUGGUAUGUUAGUUCACGCCGGCCGAAUUGA
This is a messenger RNA of Aspergillus mulundensis, 930 nucleotides long. RefSeq names its product metallo-beta-lactamase type thioesterase nscB (gene nscB). The record is from RefSeq and is a predicted model, not a curated record. Gene Ontology annotation, biological process: secondary metabolite biosynthetic process. NCBI's taxonomy places the organism in Eukaryota, Fungi, Ascomycota, Eurotiomycetes, Eurotiales, Aspergillaceae. The transcript is spliced from 2 exons. Bases 1 to 930 code for a protein of 309 amino acids.